AUGGAACCCCCACCAAAGUCCAUCCCGGGGGGAGCUGCCACCGCCUCUGACCGCUCCCCCGGUUCUGUUGCAGAGCUGAACGCGGCACCGUGCCGUGCCCCACGGCAGCGCGUCCGCUUCCUGCCGGCUCCGGCUCCGGCCCACGGCGACGGCCAGACUAUGGGGCUGGUAGCCGUGAGUGUGCCGGUGCUGGCCGACCACCCCCUCGUUCGAGGCCCGCAGUUCAAGCGAUUGAAGAUCGGCGCGGGUCACCGGCUGGACGUGAAGGCCUCGGGAGUCUUCGGUGGGUCUUGUCUCGCAGCGGCACCACGUUCUGCUGGCUACGAGUUGGGAGGUUUCCGUGCGGUACUUGGCAUAGGCCACGGGAACACACUCCUCACUGACCUGUACAACUGCCACCUGACCAAGGUUUACACUGUUGGUGGGCUGUUUGGUAAAGCCACUGAUGACUUCUCAGACACAGGGAAGCUAGUGGAGAAAACAACAUUUGAUCAUAUUACAAGGGAGAAGCUGGAACGGAUUCUUGCUGUCAUUCAAGGAACAAAUCAUAAGGCCCUGCUGAUGCAUUCUAACAUUGACAUGAAAACACAAGAGGCAUAUGAGUUGGCUGUCAAAGGGUUGAUCCGGCCCAUGGGAAGAAGCCCUCCAAUAAUCACAGUGAUCCGGUGCCUCCAGCUCACACUUCCAGAGUUCCAGCUAGAAAUCCACUGCUUGCAUGAGACUCAGCAGUACCUCCGAAAAAUAGUUCACGAGAUUGGUCUGGAGCUGAAAUCAUCUGCUGUGUGCACACAAGUGAGAAGGGUACGUGAUGGUGUUUUCACACUGGACGAUGCUCUUCUGAGAAGCCAGUGGAAUCUGAAAAAUAUACAGAAUGCAAUUUUGGACUGUCAGCUUAAAGUGAAAACAGAGUUAGAGAAAACACUGGGCCUUCAGGAUGAAAGGCAUCUUCAUGAGAUAGAUGUGGAGAAGGCCCAGGCUGCAGAGAGCUGA
Molecule: messenger RNA, 990 nt
Organism: Pogoniulus pusillus (Red-fronted tinkerbird)
Lineage: Eukaryota; Metazoa; Chordata; Aves; Piciformes; Lybiidae
Gene: TRUB2
Product: TruB pseudouridine synthase family member 2
Exons: 7
Coding region: 1-990 (329 amino acids)
Biological process (GO): RNA processing; pseudouridine synthesis
Molecular function (GO): pseudouridine synthase activity; RNA binding
Source: RefSeq, a predicted model, not a curated record